UCCUCGUCUCUUCUCUUCUCUUCUCUUCAUUUCUGUUGCUCUUUCGUUUCCACGCCAUUCCCACAAAAAAAAAAAAAGAAAAGAAAGACAUCUCCUUUAUCUCCCUCUCUCUUACAAUGCUCUCGUCGUCCUUGGGCGUUAUACUACAUUUUCCUCCAUUGAAAUCCGAUAGUUUCUGAAAGACCGACGAAUUCCAACACAGCAAAUGCGGCUUCGCGAUCUAAGCUAUGGAGGAACGAAUGAGAGAGACGUAGAAUCCAAUAUUUGAAAAAAAAAACAAAAAAAACAAAAUAGAUAUCUUUGUGAAAAAAGUGAAAUUUGGAAGGAAGAAGAAGACGAAGAACAGAGACAUGUCGGUAGCACACGCAGAUGACGCCGACGAUUACAGCAGACCAGCUGGAGAGACUUACCACGCCGAAAAGGCUUUACCGAGCGGAGAUUUCUACACUGGCCAAUGGCGAGAUAAUCUCCCUCACGGCCAUGGCAAAUACCUUUGGACCGAUGGUUGUAUGUAUGUCGGAGAUUGGUCCAGAGGCAAAACCAUGGGCAAAGGUCGUUUCAGUUGGCCUAGUGGUGCCACCUACGAAGGCGAUUUCAAAAACGGUUACAUGGACGGCAAAGGUACUUAUAUCGAUUCGUCUGGAGACUUAUAUAGAGGAUCAUGGGUUAUGAAUCUGAGACACGGGCAAGGAACGAAAAGUUACGUCAACGGAGAUUGCUUCGACGGAGAAUGGAGGAGAGGUCUACAAGAUGGACAUGGUAGGUACCAAUGGAAGAACGAGAAUCAUUACAUUGGACAAUGGAAGAAUGGGCUGAUGAAUGGUAACGGCACCAUGAUUUGGAGCAACGGGAACCGUUACGAUGGGUCUUGGGAAGACGGAGCUCCUAAAGGCAAUGGAACUUUCCGAUGGUCCGAUGGGAGUUUCUACGUCGGAGUUUGGAGCAAAGAUCCUAAAGAACAGAACGGCACUUAUUACCCUUCCACGUCUUCUGGGAAUUUUGAUUGGCAGCCACAACAAGUCUUCUAUGCUGAUUUGAGUGAAUGUGUUGUUUCUACUUGUCAGCGAAUCCCGGUUUUGCCGUCUCAGAAGAUGCCUGUUUGGUACGGUUCGGAGCAGAGUAGUAGUGGGAACAGGACCAAGAACAGUGAGAGGCCGAGGAGGAGAUCCGUUGAUGGAAGAGUAAGUAAUGGUGAAAUGGAUUUGAGGAAUAAUGGUUCUGGUUAUCUUCAGUUAGAUGAUAAUCCAGAGAGUAAUAGAUCAUCAUUAGGGCCUUUGAGAAUACAGCCUGCUAAGAAACAAGGACAAACUAUCUCCAAAGGUCACAAGAAUUAUGAACUCAUGCUUAACUUGCAGCUCGGAAUUAGACAUUCUGUUGGAAGACCAGCACCAGCUACUUCUCUUGAUUUGAAGGCUUCCGCGUUUGAUCCCAAGGAAAAACUUUGGACGAAAUUCCCAUCUGAAGGUUCAAAAUACACUCCUCCACACCAGUCUUGUGAGUUUAAAUGGAAGGAUUAUUGUCCUGUGGUUUUCAGGACUCUGCGGAAACUAUUUAGUGUGGACGCAGCAGAUUAUAUGUUAUCGAUUUGUGGGAAUGAUGCUCUUAGGGAGCUAUCAUCUCCAGGGAAAAGUGGAAGCUUUUUCUACUUGACCAACGAUGACCGCUACAUGAUCAAGACUAUGAAGAAGGCAGAAACCAAAGUUCUUAUUAGGAUGCUCCCGGCUUACUACAAUCAUGUCAGGGCUUGUGAAAACACUUUAGUUACCAAGUUCUUCGGUCUUCAUUGCGUGAAAUUGACUGGCACUGCACAGAAAAAGGUUCGAUUUGUUAUAAUGGGUAACUUAUUCUGUACUGGUCACUCCAUCCAUAGGCGGUUUGACCUCAAAGGGUCCUCUCAUGGCCGUCUUACUACUAAACCAGAGUCUGAAAUCGAUCCAAACACGACGCUUAAAGAUCUUGAUCUAAAUUUUGCGUUCCGAUUGCAAAAGAACUGGUUCCAAGAAUUCUGCAGGCAAGUGGACAGAGACUGUGAAUUCCUUGAACAAGAGAGAAUCAUGGAUUAUAGUCUCUUGGUUGGUCUUCACUUUCGAGAAGCUGCUUUCAGGGACUCUGCCACUCCUACUUCGGGUGCUCGAACCCCGACAGGAAAUCCAGAUAGUGGAAACCCUCGUAUCUCGCGAGCAGAAAUGGACCGGUUUCUUCUUGAUGCCAGCAAGCUAGCAUCAAUAAAAUUGGGUAUAAACAUGUCUGCAAGAGUUGAAAGGACAGUGAGAAGAAGUGACUGUGAGAAUCAGCUUGUUGGGGAACCAACUGGUGAAUUUUACGAUGUGAUCCUCUACUUUGGUGUUAUAGACAUUCUCCAAGACUACGACAUAAGCAAGAAGCUUGAACAUGCCUACAAAUCAAUGCAGUAUGAUCCUACGUCGAUAUCUGCGGUUGAUCCAAAGCAAUACUCUCGACGUUUCAGGGAUUUCAUCUUCAGGGUCUUCGUUGAAGACACUUGAGAGAAGGAAUCAUCUAACUUGCAAGCCAAGGCCCAACAAAGUUGAGGUUUUUCUUUUUGUUAGAAUAUAUUUUUUCUUUUACUUCUCUAUAGAUAUAUUUGUAAAUUUAUUAUGUUACUAUAUUCAACCAAUUCUUAUAAGUAGAGAAAAUAAUUGAUUCUUUUGUAAUUAACUAAAGUUCAAUUUUUGUUGCUGUUGUUGUUGUUCUUUUGUAUUGCGUUUCUUCAAACGUGAAAGGAAGUAUAUGUACAUUGUACA
Capsella rubella is the source of this 2762-nucleotide messenger RNA. RefSeq names its product phosphatidylinositol 4-phosphate 5-kinase 6. Gene Ontology annotation, biological process: phosphatidylinositol metabolic process. Bases 351 to 2504 code for a protein of 717 amino acids. Gene Ontology annotation, molecular function: 1-phosphatidylinositol-4-phosphate 5-kinase activity; ATP binding. The transcript has 9 exons. The record is from RefSeq and is a predicted model, not a curated record. Lineage: Eukaryota; Viridiplantae; Streptophyta; Magnoliopsida; Brassicales; Brassicaceae.